Molecule: messenger RNA, 5056 nt
Organism: Cololabis saira (Pacific saury)
Lineage: Eukaryota; Metazoa; Chordata; Actinopteri; Beloniformes; Belonidae
Gene: trim59
Product: tripartite motif containing 59
Exons: 5
Coding region: 2767-4059 (430 amino acids)
Biological process (GO): cilium assembly
Cellular component (GO): cilium; intraciliary transport particle B; centrosome
Molecular function (GO): zinc ion binding
Source: RefSeq, a predicted model, not a curated record
AGAUGGCGAGUGGGUGCGAGUGAGAAUGAGUGGCUACAUGUUGAAAAAGCAAAACAUCCACAUCGAAUGCGUUGAGAGGCAUGCCGACAUAACUUCUGCGUUAUUGGAGCUGUCGUCUUCGGAAAACUACUUCAAACGACAACAAAACUCGAUGUCUGCCCAGGGAGAACCAAGGACAUUCAAAAAUAAGCAAUCAAGAGAUCUUGAAAUAUUCCAACAAAAUGCAGAAAUGAAAAUAACUGAUUUUGGAACUGAGAUGAACCAAAAACCAUCACAAUUCUGCGGUCCUCCGACUAAAGAGGGCGCCACCCUCAAUGUGCCCCUCCCCCAAUCGGCCACGCUAUCAGACAUGUGUGUGAAUGGACCCAUUGUGUAUGAAUGUCUGGACUCAGUGCUGAGGAGCCAGGUUCAUCUCCUCCAACGAGACGCCCCUGUAGGGCACCACACCCCACCCCACCCCACCACCCCCUCGGUGGGCAGGGCCAGGAGUCCGGCUGCGCGGUUCGCAUGUGAGAGAGAAUGGACGGAUGAGUUGUGUGUGCUUGGCAGCGUGCGUGACUGGCAGUGUGCAAGGCUGGGUGAGAACGCAUGCAGAGACGGGAAAAGAAACAAAACAUCUGAAGAGAAACAAAAAUUGAGAAACGCAACAAUAAGUUUAGCAAAGAUUUCAGGAAAGAUAUUCUGCCUUUGAAAGAGGCUGAUCCUGAAAGGAAGAACUUUGGACAUGGGGGGAAAAAAAAACAAAAAUCGUCAUCACAAGGAUUAUUUUGUUUUGAAUUAUUAAGUUAGUAUUAAUUGACACUGGACAAUGUUAAUGGCAGGUGUGGAGCAACAGUGUAUUGACUUAAGAUGCUUUUUUCGGGCUUUUCUUUUUGCCUCCAGUGUGCUCCUUUUUAUUUUUCAUUUUUGUUUAUUUUACUUUACUUUUUUCCCUCAGCUUUUAGUUUCAUUGCUUCUGUAAAGGUAAAUGAUGACGAUUGUAUUCCAUCCUUUCACCAGAACCUGAACACCAAACACAGGCUUCAAUGCUCUGAAAUUCUGACGCCACCAUCAUCAACCAAAUGACCUGUUCCUCUUGUGUAACUCCUUUAUUUUUUCUUCAUUUUACAGCAAAAAUCACUGCUUCGCAGUAUUGUUGCCAUAGCUUUGAUUAUUACCAAGGGAGAAGAGAACGACAGCCAUGUCAAGUAGGAUUGUGAAUCAUAACCUUUGCAUGUACUAAACUAUAGCACAGUUAUUUUUUAGGGUAUUUUAGUUUCCUUAGGCUGUGGAUACAGUGUAAUUUUCAUUUUAAGUAAAACUGUGCUUAAACGUUACACGUCUCCCUUUUCCCUGCUCCUCAUUAGUGUCCGAUUUGCUAAAUAAUCUAUGGUUUUGCACAUGUACUGCAAAUUGAGGCCUAAAGUCUUUUUGAAGGUGUUGGUGGGUUUCAUAGGUUUUGACCUACCAACAACCUUUUACAUUAUGCAUUUCUCCACUAACAGUCUUUGUUGUUCAGCGAAAGUGAUCCAAUGAUCCUUUUUAGGGAUACUUGAGGAAUAAUGACUAUUUCAGGAGCAGCAGGAAGGAAUCUGCUAAUUUAUCUCAUAUUGACAAAGAGGGGUUUAACGUCCCUUUUUCUCACAAAGUUAUCCCGCAUACCCGACUGGAGUUCUUCUACAUGGGUUUCAUGAAUGAUAAAUAAACCCAUGAACAAGUUUGCUGUAACUUUAGUACCUUGCGAGUGCUCAGCCCCAUAUCCCUCUUCCCUCCUACCAGCUAGGUGUACAAGCUUAUCCUGUUUCAUUUUUUUUUCAAUUUUUUUUUUUUAACUUCAGACACUGUAGUAAUUAUGACAUAUUGUGCUCAUUGAACCUUCUGUUAAACAUAGGGUUUUUUUUUUUUAAUUUGUUUUUGCAGCAUUCCUUGUUAGCAAAUGUGGUUUCAAAUCUAAAAUUAUUACCUGGAAGGAAGGAAUUAAAAAAAAAAAAAAAGUGGAAUGCCUAAUAACCUUUUGGGGAGAUAGGCUACAGGAUAGGUUGUCUUUAAGAAAAUAAAUGUUGAAACCCAAACUGAGAGACUGCGUGUGUGUGCUCUGUGAAAAGGUGGUGUGGUGGUGGUGCUGUUUUUUUUGUGCGGUUUUAAUUAUUUAUUUAUUUUAAUAAUCGAGGCCCUCUCGCGUUUGAACCAUAAUUAUAACUAGACUUGUGUAAGUGUGCUUGUAGUUGCGGCGCUUCCCAUACUAGUUUGGACUGCGAGCAAGGAUUCAAAUCUGGAGGAGACGCAAUCUGAUUGGUCAAAACAACCGUUUCCACGCAAGCGCACUUAGAAAAGUAAAAACGUUGCGUUUAACAGCUGUCAGAAAAGUGAAGACGUGAUGCUAGAUAUUGUACAUCCGAGACAAGUAUUUCGUUUCAUGUUGGGGUCGAGCUGAGAAGUAAGGGAAACGACGAAAUAUGGGGAAGGGAGAUCUCGUUUACCUACUUGUGUGCUCAGAAAUGCCAUAAGUGUAAUAUAUAUUUGUAUAAAAACAAAAAUCUAGCACUUUUGGUAGAUAGGACUUAUUUUGGGCACUUCGUUUUUGAUAUAUUUUCUAGAUUGUCGUUAAACUAGACCGUAUUUUCUAACACCCUGAUUUUUAACCGCAGCUGCUUUUACAAAUAGUAUAAAAACUGAGUGCCCCUGAACGCACCAGCGAAGGGAAAAGGAAACGCAGCUCUGUUGUGGACCGACGGAGCUCCGACAGACGAGCUCCCUGGUCCUGACAACAGUCCCACGUCUGCCAUCAUGGACGCCCUGGAGGAGGACCUGACGUGCUCUGUGUGCUACUCGCUGUUCUCUGACCCCCGAGUCCUGUCCUGUUCACACACCUUCUGCAAGACCUGCCUGGAUAACCUGUUGCAGGCGUCCACCAACUACUCCAUCUGGCGCCCGCUCCGCAUGCCCAUAAAAUGUCCCAACUGUCGCAGUGUGGUGGAGCUGCCCCCAACUGGCGUAGACGCUCUGCCCACCAAUGUGUCGUUGCGGGCUGUUAUUGAAAAAUACCAGAAGGACAGUGAGCCGAGACCCCCGUCCUGCCAGGAGCACCGCCGGCAGCCUCUCAACAUGUACUGCAUCCAGGAUCGACAGCUGAUCUGCGGAUUGUGUUUGACUGUCGGGGCGCACCAGGGCCACCCCAUCGAUGACCUGCAGGCAGCAUUCAUCAGGGAAAAAUCAACUCCCUCACUGCUGCUGGCGGAGCUUUCAGACCAGAGAUGGGCGCAGGUAUGUGAACUGGGGGAGCAACUGGAGCAGGAGAAAGCCCGCUGCGAGGGUCUGGUGAGGCAGGACCGGCAGGAAGUCGAUCAGUUUUUCACGUCCGUGGAGGCAGUCCUGUCCAGGAAGAGACAAGCACACCUGGAGGCUCUGGAUAAAACUGCUGCAGAGGUGUCGCAGGCCUUCGACCCCGUCAUCCACAGAGUGAAGGAGCUUCAGGAAGAACACUUGGACAUCGUGUCUUUGGGUUCCUCGGUGGAGGAUGAAGAAUCGCCGCUGGUCUUCUUGGAGAAGGUGCAUCUGUUCAGAGAGAGGGUGGACAAGUUCCUCAAAACCCCUCUGCCCUCUUUGAUCAACCUCACCAUCACACCACGGGCGACGGCGUACCUGCAGCAGCACUGGCCGGCGGUCACCAUCGGGAGCCUGGAGGAGGCACCGGUCCCUGCGGUGUGCUGCUGCACCAGAUGUGGCAACAUGGAGACCAAAGCUGAGAGAGUGCGAGCCGGCAGAGUGACCCAGAAGGCCCGGUGUGAGCGGCAGCCCACCUCUUCUGUGCUGCUCGGAGGACUACUGCUACUUCUCCUGCUGCUGCUGGCGGCGCUGUGGUUCAACCUGGCUGGAGCGUCGUCGCUCGGGUUCUCUCUCCUGUCUCGUUUGGGUCAGUCAGCCCACAGCCUGAGCACCCAACUCAUCGUGUCGGUCUGCGAGGCUGCAGCGUCUACGUACGCAGCGAUGGGCUCUACGGUCCAGGGCUGGAGCUCACAUCUCUGUUCAAUCGGGGACAGACUGUUUCAGCUGGUGGCUAGCUCUUUUUUAAAACGCUGACAAAUACCAAACCGUAAGCCCUUUAAGGUUUCACUCCCCCAUUUCUGGUAAAAGGGAGGGAGAGGUAAAAAAAAAAAAAGAAAUAUUCAAGCUUCAGUAUUUUCUAAACAGCUGCUGCUUCUGCUCGUGUAUUUUCAUCAAUGAUUGUUCAUUAUUUAAUUGAUCAUUAAUCCUGAUUUAAUUAUUGCAGUGUAAACGGUGGCGUUAUGGACCAAAUGAAAAACAGUAGACAGUCAUAUUAAGCUGUGGUGGGCAGGACUGACUCCCUGCACCCGACUCCAAACAUUGCAUAUUAGGUUUCUUUUCCAACUUAAACAAAUAUGCAUUGAUCACAUGACAAAUGAACCACAAUAUUUUCUGAAUUUAAUUACUUUAAUACGUUGAACGUAUUAACAACCAAGCAAAGCAACAUGUAGCCAAGAACAGUAGAAAUGACAUGAAGUUAAUCUUAGGUGGAUGUUUCCCCUUCCCUUGCUUCCACUAUGAAAGGGUGAACUCCUACAGUUUUUGUAGCUUUAAGUGUUGACUAUUGUGCUCCUUCAUGAAGAAAUGUCAGUUCAUUUGUAAAACAUUUUAAUAAACAGGAGCAUAGAGGCACCUUCUGUUGUGCUUGGGCAGAUAUUAAGCUGCGUUUCACUUCAGGACACCAGUCAUGUUUAUCCCUCAACAAGAGCGUUUACAGCACUGACAUUUUGAGCCGGAGGUGUGGAUCUAAACUGGGUGACUAGAAGCUGCAACCACCGUUUCUUUAUCUCAGCUUUCCACCUUAAUCAGCGUGUGUUGCCGAGGACAUUCACUACAAGUACAGUUCCUAAAAACUGGAAUCAUGUCAAAUUAAAUUUGUCUCCCUGACCUGUUGUAGCACUUUUUAAAGUUGUAUUCUAAAUAAUAAAAUGUUUCAAUGUCUGUUGUUUUUACUGUGAAGUAUGUUGGUUCCUGUUGCAGUUUUCCAGAACAGUAAAUUAAUGUCAGUCAUAAUUAAAUUACAACUAUCUUU